AUGAUCACCAAGUUUAUGACGGAGGUCACUGCUAGAUUCAACCCGUUUUCUGCAUGUGCAAAACCUGCUCGCCUGUUUCUGACAUUCCUCCCCCCGGACGCGCGCGCAAAUGGCACCAUCAUCAACACCGCACUCCUACCACGAACAUCGACCGAAUCUAGCUCAGUUGCUGUGAAAUUUAAGGACGGAAAAGAGAUGAAAUUCAACUGCGAAAAGCUUAACAUUAAGGGGCUGGUUGAAGAGGUUGACCGGCAUUCGCGCAAAUUGCAAAAAGCGGCCGAUCUCACAGACUAA
This is a messenger RNA of [Torrubiella] hemipterigena, 294 nucleotides long. The record is from the annotation of a GenBank genome assembly. Lineage: Eukaryota; Fungi; Ascomycota; Sordariomycetes; Hypocreales; Clavicipitaceae.